AUGCCCAAUCAGCCGCGGCGCAUUAUUCUAGAAAAGUCUAAGACAGUGCGCCGCCGGUAUCAGCGCAGCAACAAACGAUUCCAAUUUACAGCAUCACAGAUCCGACGCAUUGAACGUGAAGAGGAACGUGAACUACGAGCUAAGGAGCUUAGAGAAAAGGAGAAGAAACGCCAAGCCAAUAAGAAGAAGAGAGCUGAAAAGGAAGCCAAAGAACGUGAAGAACGAAGACGGCUUGGCCUCCCUGAUCCUCACGCCCUCCCUGUUCCUUCCAGUCAGCCAUUACUUUUCAAAUUUCUCAAGAAACUAGAAGCCAAACCCAACACAGACAGCAAGACUUGUGAGGAAACACGCUUAGAUUGCCACAGCCCUCAGAGUAUCACAACAAGUAUUGCGACGGAGAAUGAUGAGAGCCUGCACUCUGGUCUAGAUGGCACUGCCUUUGAUAACCAGAUAGCUGCUGGGGUGUCAGAGCCAGAUAACUAUACAGCAAGCAAUGAAGAAGCCAAACCCAAUACAGACAGCAAGACUUGGGAGGAUACAGACUUAGAUUGCCACAGCCUAGGGAGUAUCACAACAAGUAUUGUGACAAGUAUUGCGACGGAGAUUGAUGAGAGCCUGCUCUUAGGUCUAGAUGGCACUGCCUUUGAUGACCAGAUAGCUGCCGGGGUAUCAGAGCCAGGUAAUCAUACAGCAAGCAAUGAUGGCAAGGACAAGGCGGGUUGGACACAGGGUGAUGAUGAUGAGUUCUCUGAAUGCUCGAUUUUCCAUGAUGAAGAUAUCAUCAAAGAAGUGGAAAUCCUAGCUACUGCACAAGAUAGCCUGGCAGGCUCAGAGAACUAG
Aspergillus thermomutatus is the source of this 840-nucleotide messenger RNA. RefSeq lists its product as uncharacterized. NCBI's taxonomy places the organism in Eukaryota, Fungi, Ascomycota, Eurotiomycetes, Eurotiales, Aspergillaceae. The coding region runs from base 1 to 840 and encodes 279 amino acids. The record is from RefSeq and is a predicted model, not a curated record. The transcript has a single exon.